UACAGGGAUGACCAGAGACUGCGGACACAGUACAGGAGAUGACCAGAGACUGCGGACACAGUACAGGAGAUGACCAGAGACUGCGGACACAGUACAGGAGAUGACCAGAGACUGCGGACACAGUACAGGAGAUGACCAGAGACUGCGGACACAGUACAGCGGAUGACCAGAGACUGCGGACACAGUACAGGGGAUGACCAGAGACUGCGGACACAGUGCAGGAGAUGACCAGAGACUGCGGACACAGUACAGGAGAUGACCAGAGACUGCGGACACGGGAUGACCAGAGACUGCGGACACAGUACAGGGAUGAUCAGAGACUGCGGACACAGUACAGGGAUGACCAGAGACUGCAGACUGCACAGGGAUGACCAGAGACCGCGGACAGCACAGGGAUGACCAGAGACUGCGGACAGCACAGGGCCGCGGAGUUGUUCUUUCAUCUUACCUGUUCCUCUAUCCAGCCGCGUGCUGUCUUCCCGGCUUCUGUAAUGGCGCUCGGCAUGACAGCCGGGUGCCCAAUGCGCAUGAGCGAGAAGCACUUGCGCUUUGUGAUUGGUCCGGCGGCUUCUGGGAUCUGUCAUGUGUCCCAGGUGCCGCCUUACCAUUCACAAAAAGCACCGCUUCCUGCGCAUGCGCACUUGGCACCCGGCUGUCAUGCCCACACUACAGAAGCCGG
Molecule: messenger RNA, 679 nt
Organism: Staurois parvus
Lineage: Eukaryota; Metazoa; Chordata; Amphibia; Anura; Ranidae
Source: the annotation of a GenBank genome assembly